CUGCAACAAGCACGUGGACUUAAUUUUCACCAGAGACAGAAAUAAGAAUAAAAAGCAGACUGGCACCUGCCAUUGAGAAGCAGAACUUUCUCUAGAGUUGUUCGUACUUUCUGCGCAUUUGUAAACAAUAUUUGACUGCGACCAAGUGCCAAGGCAUUCCCGAGACUUCCCUGUCUUCUGGGAUCCCGUCACAUCUUCUCAAGUUAUUUCUCUAGAGAUGACUGUCUGAAGAAGGAACGCAGAAAAGAAGCCACCUGACCUGCAGAAGUUACCUGCCUGAGUAAUUGAGGUGAAGCAGAAGGGUGAGUUUGAAAGCCAGUGACAAUGCUGACAGUGCUCUGUGUCCUGCUAACGCUGGGGAAUCAUGCCCUGGGGGCAGGUUACGCCCCCAUGCCUCAGAUGAAAUAUGUGCAGCCCAUGAUGAAGGGGCCUGUUGGGCCACCCUUCAGAGAAGGCAAGGGCCAGUAUCUUGAGUUUCCACCCAUGAUGGACAUUAAAGGGGAGCCAGGUCCUCAAGGGAAGCCAGGACCAAGGGGACCACCUGGGCCUCCUGGAUUACCAGGGAAACCAGGUAUAGGAAAAGCUGGUCUCAAUGGUCAAACAGGUCCUUCAGGGCCUCCAGGAUUCCCUGGGAUUGGAAAACCAGGACUACCAGGGUUACCAGGAAAACUAGGACCUAAAGGACCUCCUGGACUCAAUGGUGAGGUUGGGCCUCGUGGAGAGGUGGGUCCACGUGGACUUCCAGGUCAGCCAGGACCACCUGGACCAGCAGGUCUGUCGUUGAACGGCAAACCAGGGUUACCUGGGACUAGAGGCCCAUCAGGGUCAAGAGGUGACCCGGGGCCUAAAGGCGGACAUGGUAUUCCUGGUGAACAAGGACCAAAAGGGGAAAAUGGCAAUGGAAAGCCAGGUCCAACAGGUCCCAGGGGACCCACUGGCCUUCAAGGACCUUCAGGACCUCCAGGUGUUCCUGGGUUGGGUAAACCAGGGAUUGAUGGGCUGCCUGGACAAGCAGGGUCAAAAGGAGAUAAAGGACUUCCAGGAGUUCAAGGUGUCCCAGGGGAAGCUGGUCCUCCUGGACUACAAGGUCGGCAAGGGGCAGCAGGUGUGGGAAAAUCUGGACUUGAUGGUGCUCCAGGUAACUCAGGCCCAAUUGGUCCAAAGGGUGAAGUUGGCCCCAGAGGAACUCCUGGGUUUCCUGGCCCCCCUGGCUAUGGUAAACCAGGGCUUGUAGGACAGAAAGGAGAUAGAGGUCCUGGUGGAUUACAAGGAUCCCUUGGUGACAAAGGAGAACCUGGGAUGGAUGGUCUACCAGGAGAUACAGGGCCAACUGGACAGCCAGGACUUCCAGGUCCACAAGGUCCUAUGGGUCUUCCAGGGAAACAUGGGAUGCCUGGUCUAAAGGGAGAGAAUGGCCCACAAGGACCUCCGGGCUUGCCAGGACUUAGAGGAGAUCAGGGUCCCAGUGGGCUCUCAGGAAAGCCUGGCCUGCCAGGGGAUAAGGGCCUUCCUGGUCUCAACGGAGCCACAGGCAAACCUGGACCUAAAGGUGAACCGGGUCACAUCGGACUGCCAGGUAAUCCUGGUUUGAUUGGGGGACCAGGUCUAAAAGGUGAGAAUGGGUUAACAGGACCCCCUGGGCCACGUGGCAAUUCAGGGAUCCCUGGACUCCCAGGCCCCACUGGUCAUAUGGGACCUCAGGGUGUUCCAGGGUUGAAAGGCGAACAAGGUCCACCGGGCCCCCAAGGAAUUGGAAAGCCUGGAGACAAAGGUAUGCCUGGUCCACAAGGACCUCCGGGAAAACCUGGCCCUCCUGGAUUUAGCGGUAUGCAGGGCCCUCCAGGUCCGCCUGGAUCUCCUGGGCUUCCCGGCCCACCAAAUGGUGAUAUAAAUCAGUUAGCGGUUCAAGGACCAAAUAUUGUAGGAGAAUCCAUUCUAAAGCCAAAUGGUGAGAAACCUUAUUUUGGUCAGGCUGAGCUCUCUGCCUCUGUGGCUCCUGCUUUUACCGCCAUUUUGACAACACCAUUUCCACCAUCUGGAAUGCCGAUCAAAUUUGACAGAACUCUGUAUAAUGGGCAAAAUUCUUACAACCCUGCCACGGGCAUCUUCACAAGCCCACUGCCUGGAGUCUACUAUUUUGCUUAUCAUGUACAUGUAAAGGGAACCAGCCUGUGGGUGGCACUGUAUAAAAACAAUGUGCCAGCCACAUACACCUAUGAUGAGUACAAGAAGGGCUAUAUGGACCAGGCAUCAGGUAGUGCAGUACUGGAGCUGAAAGAGAAUGACCAGGUUUGGGUGCAAAUGCCCUCUGACCAAGCAAAUGGGCUCUACUCCACUGAGUACAUCCAUUCGUCCUUCUCAGGUUUCCUCCUGUGCCCCACAUAACGGUCCGUCACAGCGGAGAAUUGCUUGCUCAAGUGACCUGCAGUAACAUCUGUGAUAACAGCGACUAGAUUACAAGAAAGACUUGCUGAACGACGGAGAGGCUGAGUUUGAAGCAGAAGAUGGAGAAUUCAUGCUGUGUCUCUGUUUUCACCCUCUCUUUCAAAUGUCCAAUUUGAUCAUUGUUUUACUUUCAAGUGUUGUCAUUUUCUGCCUAUAUGAUAAUUUUAUUAUAACUGUUAUGUUAUUUUUGUUGAUGUUGAUGUAUUGGUGUUAUUUUAUUGAUGUUGUUGUAGUUGUUGUUGUUUAUCGCAAUCAGACUAUUAAGUACUUUGCAAUGUGUAGGUAACCAUUUAAAGACUUACCCAUGUGACUGCACACGUUGCCAAAUGUUCUGACUCCCAUUGAGCUCCAUCACGUUGACUCUGGGGUUGUGUGUUCCCCUGGUUGUAGUCAAAUUCACCUAUAUCUUUCCCUCAUAUAACACAGGCUACUUGAUUUGUGCCACAUUUCACAUUUUAGAAUGCAGACAUUCUAUACAGCAUUGUUAUUGUAUUUGUAUGUUUAAAUACAUCCAUAAUUUAAAGAAUAAUCUUCAGUUCCAUAUUGUUUUUUUCUUAUUAACGCCAGACAGGUGAAUAUCUAUCUGCUUUAGUCAUUAGGUAUGUAUGUUUUGUUUGAUUUACUGUGUUAAAGCAGAAAUUAUGUGCUAAUCUGUCUGUUUCUGCGACAACUACAUUGUGUUUGAGAGUUAUUAAGGAAAAAUGUACUUGAUGAUUUACUGAGUUCUUUGCUCAAAACAUGCCAGGUUUAAAUCAGUAGUGAUCCUGAAGGCCUCAAGAGGACUGCUGUACAACAGUGCCUGCAUUAACAAAACAAAUAUGCAAUUUCUGUGACACUAAUUCCAUAAACUUUCAGAAAAAAUUUACAAAAGCUGUCACUAGGGUGGUAACCUUUCAAAGGGUACACCUUUGUGCCUUAUUUUUUCCACAUUACAUACAUAUUAGUGCCUCAAGUGUACAUAUUAGUACCUUUCAAAAAGUGACACCUUUGUACCUUUAUUUCUGAGAGUGUACUUAAAAAAUCAUGACAUCAAAGCUAAUACAUAAAAUCUUAGGAUAGCCUAGAGUACAUUGGUGAGUAAGGGACUACUAGUAGAUUGAGAAUAUGAAAAUAUAAUUCUGAAUUUUUUAUGUAACAAAUCAUUUCUCCAACACAAAAUCCAAACUACUGCAUUGUGUACUCUAAACGUUUUACAAUCUCUGACGCUUUUCUAAUUGCUGCUUUAACAAUGACACAAUUGACUGAUUGUUUUUUACAUUCUUCUGAGACUUGUAAUUACACAGACAUGAUUGACAUUAACAUGAGUCAAUGCAUGUCCUAAUCUUUUACAUUUUGACAAAAAGUUACAUGAUUUGGAUAAAUCACACCCACUGCUCCAGUGGUGUUUAUGAAAGGUUAAAAUGUAAACAUCCUCAAACAAAGAAAUAGUUCCUUGCACAUUUACUGAAGUGAAUGAAAAAUAGCAAAUGAGGCUUGAAGUCCCUCUUGAAAGACAUUUUCUUACUUCUGUUUGUUUGACCAACAUGUAGAAUUAUGAAACCUGAGGAGUAUCAGUACUUAAAUGCACCCACUCACUGAGGUUGCCCAUUCAAUACACAGUUACAUGACAUUUGUUCCAUGACAUUGUUCAGAUUAUUUACUCUUGAAUGAUGUUUUGACACCAGAUCUUUCCUAUUUCAGCAUGUAUGUGAUCUUUUUAUUGUAUAUUAACACUGUGACUAAUAUUUUCUUUGAUGAGUGUAUAUUGCGCAAUGGAUUUAAGAUUUGAAAAUUCGUUGUGCUGCAAUUUAGCAAAACUUCUUAGACUAUGUUGCUUCCUUUUGUCAAUUUAAAACAAACUGGGAUAAAAAAAAGCCUUGAUUCUGUUUCACGGGAUAUUUGUUCAUGUUCAAUCAGAUUAAAAGAAACAACCAAUCCCAUUUGCACAUAAAUUUAAUGAAGGCAUAUUUAUACAUUUGUGAACUACCGAAACCCUGUACGAACAAAUAACCUUAUAUUUAAGAGCAUCGAGGAGUUUGUAGUACACACUACCAUUGUUUUUCUUUCUUUCUUUCUUUUAUGAUGUAUCUAUCAAUCUAUAGGACUUUUGUCAUACUGCAUUCACUUUAUGCAAUCCGUUUUGGGUAUUAAAUGCACUCUUUGAUUGAACAUAUUUUGUCAGCUCGUACAAAAUCUACAAGUACUUGACAGUACUGAUGCAACAUCAA
This is a messenger RNA of Sinocyclocheilus grahami, 4652 nucleotides long. Its product is annotated as collagen alpha-2(VIII) chain-like. Bases 325 to 2385 code for a protein of 686 amino acids. The transcript has 3 exons. The record is from RefSeq and is a predicted model, not a curated record. NCBI's taxonomy places the organism in Eukaryota, Metazoa, Chordata, Actinopteri, Cypriniformes, Cyprinidae. Gene Ontology annotation, molecular function: protein binding.